This is a messenger RNA of Notodromas monacha, 1996 nucleotides long. The record is from the annotation of a GenBank genome assembly. Lineage: Eukaryota; Metazoa; Arthropoda; Ostracoda; Podocopida; Cyprididae.
AUGCAGAGUAUAGAUGACACGUACACGGAAAGCUACAUAAGUACCAUCGGAGUAGAUUUCAAAAUUCGUACAAUCGAGUUGGAAGGAAAGACGAUCAAACUCCAAAUCUGGGAUACUGCGGGGCAAGAACGUUUCCGGACUAUUACCUCUAGCUACUAUCGCGGUGCUCACGGUAUCAUCAUUGUCUACGAUUGUACUGACCAGGAAUCCUUCAAUAACGUCCGACAGUGGCUUCAAGAAAUCGAACGAUAUGCAUCAGAGAAUGUCAACAAACUCUUGGUAGGCAACAAGUGCGAUCUGACGACGAAGAAGGUUAUCGACUACACGACUGCUAAGGAAUUCGCCGACCAGCUGGAAAUUCCCUUUUUGGAGACUUCAGCGAAGAAUGCUACGAACGUGGAGCAAGCCUUUAUGACCAUGGCAGCGGAGAUCAAAAAUCGUAUGGGACCGCCUGCGUCAGGCACUGGAGGUGAUGGACCGCAGGGACAAAGAGUGAUCAUAGACUCAGGCAGGCCAAUUGAGUCCAAAGGCGGUUGCUGCUGAAACGCGCACGCGAUCGCAUGAAACGUCUCAUGAGUUGUCCUCGCGAUUGUUUAUUUCUUAUUCCUCCAAAUUUCGGCUAGCUGAAAACAGGAUGUUUCUCGUCCCUUGCGAGCAUAGGUGUGCGCUGCAGCCCCUAACUCGAAUCUUUUACCCAAUUUUAAGUGUCCUCUGGAAAGCAACGCAUUCACCUCCUGAAUAAAGCUUGGAAGUCUAUUUUCGGUGAUGUGAGCGCGUGUCGGGGAGAUAUUCAUAUUGUGAGGAGUUGUGCCGAUCGAAAAAAUCUUUAAAACCCUGCGGAACUUCUCGACAUUUUCAUUUUAAUCGUUCACGCACUCGCAAAUGGCACGCGCUGAGGGAUUUGUGUAUGGUAGCGCUGUAUUCGAUUUUCCGUUGAAGCCGACGGUUUGAGCAUGCUGGGGUUUCCUUAUUCACUUUGAUUUUUGUUGUGUGAAUGGGUGCAAUUUUGAAGGGUGUAGAUUUUUUUAUUCCUUUGUUUGGCGAGCGAGUUGGAAAAGCAGGAAGUUUCCUUGCAAAGGAAAUCGGGGUUUCUUUUGUGGGCGGCUUAGAACUCGUUGACAGUGCAGAUGCAGGAAGUCGGCUUCGAUCAUCUUUCUGAGAAAGUUUGCUUUAAUUCGAUGGAAAUGGAAGGCCUCGCGUGCAAAUCCGGAUAUAUCUCGAAUUCUGUCAUCGGUUGCGCCGGAUGAGCCUCGCACCUCGCGGAAAUCGAUCCUGAACCAAACGCGUUUGUUGAGCAUUGCAGAUCGCGACUUGUGAUAAGAAACGUCGACUCGCGCAGGAAUGGUCCCGGCUUCGUCUACGCUCCCCGCAUCGGCCAACUGCAUCAGUGCGCGGCAGCUCUUGUGAAUUCGCCCGUGCUGUUAGUCAAGUUAUUUUUCUCUGGUUGGCCGAUGGCUCGUACAAGGUCUCCGCGAAACUGCCUGGCCUGUCUUCCAUCCUUCGGUGUUGCUUUCUGCCGCUCAUGUUACGCAGUGCUCCGCUUUGUAAUCAUGGCUAGGAUGUUCUUAUUCAGAAGUGUCUGUGGUUUGGGUUAGCUUCGUCUAAAAUGCCCCGUCUUGAUCUUUGUGGCUGUCGGUGAUGUCCACUCAUCUUCCCCUGCUUUCAAACCUCGCGUAAGAAUUCUUCUCCCGGCACAACGUGACGCAGCCGAGAUUUUCUCGCCUGUGCCAGGCAGUCAUUCCAAUGUGGGUUUAGUGAACACCGGUUAUUGCGAGUUAUGCGGGAAAGGAGAUUAAACGUUAUGAGUGAUCUAUUACAGAUUUUAAGCUGCAUUAAAAAAAUUCCAGAUGCAAGAGACAUCUGAGUGCUGAGGCAGUUACCCAGCCUCCAAGGGAAUUCAAUUUUAAAAGUGCAAAACUACAUGAUGACUGCAAAAAUGAAAAAAGCUGGAGCAUCCUCACUCCUUGGAUAUUAAAAGAGAACUUCUAUUAUUGUC